UCGAGUCACUUGAGCGCCAAACACAUAAAGACGUUUACUUUAAGAUAUUUACUUAAUGAUGAACAGGAUCGAAACCAUUAAUUGCAGCAGCGGGAACUGCUCGAGCGCGCACGACACGGGUUUAUCCAAGGGACACUUUGCGCUCGUGAAAGCUGCAGUUUUGGGAUCCAUUUUUGUGCUGGCAACAUUUAGUAAUUUAUUCCUUCUUCACACUCUUUGGAAGUGGCGGAAGAGGCGCACUCGAACCCAGUUGUUUCUUCUGCACCUGUGCCUGGCUGACCUGGUGGUCGCUUUUUUCCAAGUCCUACCGCAGCUGUCCAUGGAGAUUACGCACCGAUUCAGAGGCUCUGAUUUGGUGUGCAGAUCGGUAAAGUAUCUUCAGGUGGUCGGAAUGUUCGCAUCCACAUACAUGAUAGUGGCUAUGACCAUAGAUCGCUAUCACGCAGUGUGUAAACCCAUGGUAUCAUUUUUAAGAGGGUCGUUCCGUAGAUAUGUUGCUAUAAGCGCGGCGUGGCUCAUCUCUUUGGCGUUUAGCGCGCCACAGAUCUUUAUCUUUUCUCUCCAGGAAGUUGAGAAGAGCGUUUACGACUGUUGGGCUACGUUUAUUGAACCAUGGGGAGGUAGAACAUAUAUAACCUGGAUUACUUUGUCGGUGUUCGUCUUCCCAGCCAUGAUCUUGAUGUAUUGUCAGAUAAAGAUAUGCGCGGGGAUUUAUUUUAACAUGAAGAGGAAAACCUUGCAGGGCAGCACAGGUGAUGGGCGCUCCAGCAUUAAAGGGAUAUCCAACGCUAUGUUGAAGACUGUCAAAAUGACAUUUGUUAUCAUCCUGGUAUACACCCUGUGCUGGAGCCCGUUUUUUGUUGUCCAGCUGUGGUCAGCAUGGAGUCCAAACAGUGCACCCACACAAGGAAUUUUAAGUGUAAAUGUUUAUAUGAUGAAGAUGAAUCACAACCAUUACUUGGAUACUGGAACUGUUAAUCUCCCCAAACUGCUAUAAAAAAGGCCUGUGUUUGUUACCAUAAUGCUGCUGGCCAGUCUUAACAGCUGCACAAACCCAUGGAUCUAUCUCUACUACAGCUAGACCUGCAAUCAACAGCUCACCUCACUGCUGUUAUCACCAGUCGAGCAGCCUCCCAG
Triplophysa dalaica is the source of this 1137-nucleotide messenger RNA. RefSeq names its product arginine vasopressin receptor 2, like (gene avpr2l). Gene Ontology annotation, molecular function: vasopressin receptor activity; peptide binding. The transcript is spliced from 3 exons. Gene Ontology annotation, cellular component: membrane. The record is from RefSeq and is a predicted model, not a curated record. Gene Ontology annotation, biological process: positive regulation of vasoconstriction; G protein-coupled receptor signaling pathway; regulation of systemic arterial blood pressure by vasopressin. Lineage: Eukaryota; Metazoa; Chordata; Actinopteri; Cypriniformes; Nemacheilidae. The coding region runs from base 56 to 997 and encodes 313 amino acids.